CGAUGAGCCAAUCAGAUGUACGGGGCCCAGGCUCUCACCAAUCCACCGGUACAGUGAUACAAAUACUUCCGGGUAUGUAACGGAAAGGGCGAGCCAGGAGAGCCACACAGACAGGGAGCCGUCCCGGACCCCCGGAGGGUAAGAGUGGGCAUUGGUCCUUAUCAUUCUCCAUGGCCAGCCCUGGAUCUGUACUGAGCCUGUAUUUAUCCUGGUAACCAUAGCAACCAUCUACUGCAUGAUUCCUUCAAAUGAAGAUUCCAGAGUUAGAGUUCCAUCACUACAUUCUACUCUCACUGUUUUGUUUUUGUGUCCCCACCCCCCCCUUUUGAGAUUAAAAAGACACUGAAAACUGGAAGUGAUUCCCAUUAAAAAUAAUGAUGAUAAUAAUACAAAUUUAUUAAAGUACCUGUGUUUUCUGCAAAUCCAAAGGAUUUACAGCAUCCGCAGUGCACUCUCACGCAUCCACGAAGUGGCUCAGCCAAUCAGGCCGUUUAUGUUAUGUUCAAGGAUGUUUUAGCAUAUUUUAGAAACCGUCGCCUGUAAGGAGAGAAGUAUUUUAGAACUUUGCAGCAAUUCCAUUUACCAGCCUGUCGUUCACAGGUUUGUUUGUUUUUGUUUUGUUUUGUUUUUUAAGGGAACUGUACACGGUUAUUGUUCUCCAGACAUUUGACCACACAUCAUAUAGCUCAGGAUCAUUCCUAGAACCAGGGAAGGUUUGGAGUCGGGUGGCAUGUAUAGCUCAUAAAUAUUCCCCUGACGCACGUUUCGCCAAUCUGAUGGUUCCCCUCUGAUGAUCCUGAUUGGCGAACCGUGCGUCAGUGGUGCUGACAAGCACACUUCAUAGCCACUGUAUCGCGAGUGAGCUCACGUUCGGUUUAUAAUGGCGUUAACAGAAAUUGAAUAAUACCUCUCCCCCACAUAUUGGAGGAAAAAAUGUCUAUCAUUACAAUCUCCAGCUUUCUUUCAUUAAAUCUAUUCUAGGGAUGGGAGGCAUUUCUUAUACAUCCAUUUGGGAGUAACAGGCUGGAUAAAGGGGUGCCCUCAAAGGCACAGAAUUAGUAUUUAUUUUUCCUCUCCUUGCCAUCACUCCUAUUGACACAGACAUGUAUUGGCAGAGACUAUUAGCUAAUACAUGUUGAUUUUUUUUUUUUUUUUUUUGUUCCCACUACAUUGCUGGACUUUUUUAGUUACACUAUCGCUAGCAAGACCAUUUAGCCUGUACAAGCAUUUUCUGAUAUCUUAGUAUUCCUAUUGCAGCACAGCACAUUGUUAUAUACUACCUUUUUUUAUUAAAAGGGAGUGAGCCGUCCCUUUAUCCCUUUGUCUGGUGUUUAUAUUUAGAUUUUUUUUCUCUUCUCCUUAUACCGCUGGUCUGCUACAGAUGGUCUUUUUAUUUUUUUUAUUAUCCUGAACUCCCAAAGCUCCAGCCUGUACUACCUUACUCUGUAUUCAUUAUCCUUAUAUUUGGGUAGAAAUACCAGAUUUUCAUAAACAGGCAUUAUGGCUACACUCAGGAUUAUUGUUUAGCAAAUAUGUCAAUUUUAUUUCUGUUUGAAUUUUCUUUUCCUUUUCUGUUUGUCGUGGUGACUUAUUUCACAUCUUAAUCACUAUAAAUUAAAAGUGAAGUUUUAUUUUUAGAAAUACCUAGCCUAAUUGGUUGAUAUUUGCCACUCCACCGGCGAUGGCGUUAAUAUUUCUUACUCUCUCCUGGCAGUUCUCUUUUUUUUUUUCUCAUUUAAAUUUUUUUUUACAAAAAUGGUUUAAUAGAUAUAACCCAAUGAAAACGUGCAUGCGUUCGUUAUGCGUCUUGUCAUAGGGAUUAUAACUAAAAACAGCUUGCAAAAUCUCUUGUUUGCAGCCUUUGCACGUCCUCCCUUUUAAACCCGCCCAGACUAUCUAUCUAUGGCUGUCCAAUCACAGACUUCCCAAUGCAGCUCAAUGAGAAGUCUUUGCAAGGCAGGUGCUCUGAGCAUUUGCCUUGCUCCACUGAACUAACCAAACCAGGAAGUAACCGGAACCGGUUGUCAGAUUGACAGGUGGGCUUGGGGGGACAUUAGAGUGCCAUUUUUAUAUUGAUACCUGCACUUUUUGUAAAAUUGAGGAGGGGGAGGAUGCACUUUUCACACAUAAAGCACUUCAUCAAGCUGAAGUGCUUUAGGGGACUGCAGUGUCCCUUUAAGAGGGAAAGGCGUUAUAGGUAAAAACUGAACUCAAGCGACAUAUACCAUGUGUUUUACAGGUUGCAAUCCAGUAUCCUGGACCAGUGUGAGGCCAUGUAAUAAGUUGUGGAGCAAGGGAUGUAAUGUACCACUAUAUAAUGGCAUACUGUGCUGCUUGAUUGACAGUCUUGGUGGGUUGUCUUUAGCGGCAGCAAUAAAACAAAUAAAAAAAAUAAUAGGCUGAGGAUACUCCAAGCACUUUGCAAUAAUGCAAAGUGCAUGGGGUUCUUAGAAUGACCCUUUAAACUUCAAUAAAUGUGUUUGAAAAUUAGUCUGUGUGUAAGUAAGAUACUUGGAUCUUGUUCUCAAUUGCAUGUUCCGUUAAGUUAAUGGCUAUCAGUAGGUUGUGAAAUCACCUGUGCCCUGUAAAUGCCGUGCCCUGGAUGCGUUUCCAGCUGCACCACCCUUUUGCUAACCUUUGCUAAAUCAAAUAGGGUUUAUUAUUGAUUAUCAUAAAAGCCUAAAUUGUGAAUCUAUAUAUAAAUGAAAAUUAAAAAUUGAGCUGAAACUUUUCCGAUAUUUUAAUAUUCAUUUGUUCUGAUUAUUAUUCCAUUAAUUUAUUUAUCAAUAUAGUUUUAGUAUUUUCCCAGCGCUGUAUUUAGUGCAAGGCAACUUGACUUACACGGGGCCCAAGAGUUGGCCGGCUGGCCAACCUUGAACCCCCCCAGGGCACCUAGACAGUUUAUUUUACAGACUGGAGGAAGCGUAACCCGCAGUGAUGUCGGGAGGUGGAAUGUAACGUCACUCGGGCGCUCGGCAUCACUAAGCGACGUGCAAGGGAGCUGAGCAGGAAGAUCACGGCUCCCUCGCCACCUAUUUUGCUCACCCACUCCCCCCCCUUGCCUGCCCGCCGUCCAUCCUGCACACCUACCUGAUCUCCAUCCUGCAUGCCUCUCUGUCGGUGAAUGUGUAUGUAUGUCUAUCAAUGUGUGUCUGUCAGUGAGCGUGUGCGUGUCUUUCAGUGUGUGUCUGAGUGAUUGUGUGUGUCUGUCAGAUUGUGUCAAAACAGUGAGUGUGUGAGUAUGUGUGUCUGGGGCAAAUUUAAAUUAGGGGGUGCCCGAGUUCUGUCAUGCCUAGAGCAGCAUAAAUUCAAAAUACACCACUGCAUUUCCCUGUCUCUAGCUUAUGCUAUGAGCCAAAAAAGUGCUUUAGCAGUGGUGCAUUCUUGGUGAUUUCCUGAAUGCAGGACAUCUCAGUUGACUCUUUGUUAAAACAACUUGGCAUGAGGGGAAACUGUACACAAAAUAUAACGUUUGCCCGUAUACAUCUUAACAUAAAGGGGAUUAAAAGUGUGCGUCUUAAAGGACCACUCUAGGCACCCAGACCACUUCAGCUUAAUGAAAUGGUCUGGGUGCCAGGUCCAGCUAGGUUUAACCCAUUUUUUCAUAAACCUAGCAGUUUCAGAGAAACUGCUAUGUUUAUGAAUGGGUUAAGCCUUCCCCUAUUUCCUCUAGUGGCUGUCUCAUUGACAGCCACUAGAGGCGCUUGCGUGCUUCUCACUGUGAUUUUCACAGUGAGAGCACGCCAGCGUCCAUAGGAAAGCAUUGAUAAUGCUUUCCUAUGAUCCGGCUGAAUGCGCGCGCAGCUUUGCCGCGCGUGCGCAUUCAGCCCAGGAGGAGGAUCGGAGGAGGAGAGCUCUCCGCCCAGCGCUGGAAAAAGGUAAGUUUUACCCCCUUUCCCCCUUCCAGAGCCGGGCGGGAGGGGGACCCUGAGGGUGGGGGCACCCUCAGGGCACUAUAGUGCCAGGAAAACAAGUAUGUUUUCCUGGCACUAUAGUGGUCCUUUAAAUUCCAUCUGUUAGAUUUCUUAUGGAAUAUGCCAUUAUUUACAAAUCGUUUAUUAUUGUUUAUUUUGUUUUGAUAUUUUUAUUUACUUUAAUUAAAACAUAUUAUGUAAUUUAUUACUUUUUAGAAUUAACAUAUGGUACCUUUUUUUUUUUUUAUAUAUAUAUAUAUAUAUAUAUAUAUUUUUUUUUUUUUAAUUAUUUUUUUAGCACUUGUCACAUGUCUGAUGCCAAAAAACUAUCGCAUUAAGGUUCCUUGGAAGGUACUCUUGUCUAGUCCUUUGUCAUGAGGAUAUUGAAAGAGAUUUGGUAUGCAUCAGUCUUUGCAAGUAAAAACUUGUUGUUGUAACUCAGAAGUUUCAUUUUGAACUUCACUACCUACCCACAGAUCACGCGAGAGCAAAUAUAAUCCAGAUAAAGGAAAACCAGUUUGUCCUGCUGCAUAUCGAUCAUGUCAAUCCCCUGUAAAGACGUAGGCAUUUACCUUUUUACAAAGCUGUUUCAAAUAGAACUGAACAAUUUUUUCCGUCACAUUUGUUGUAGGAUACGAUCUAGAAUAGAAAGCCUUGUGAAGGAUUUGUGAUGGAAAAGUGAGCUGCUCUCACAUUUAUUGUACCUCGUCUUUCUGUGUUUUAUUGACGACCAGGGAACCCAACCACAGGGCACGACGAACAUCAUCAUCAUCUCACAAUUAUGCGUUUAGCAGGUAUCUCUGUGUACUUGACCUCUAUUACAGUGUAUGCACUCUUUUGGUCACAGCUUGGUUAAACCCUGUACCAUUCUCAUAGGUCCUAUACGUAUUAUUGUGGUCCUUCUCACGGUGGGUCUGACAUGGAUACUGGCUGGAGUUAUGUUGGGGACACAAACCGGCUUCCCGCGGAUUCAGCAGCUUCUUGGUGGUGAGUUUCAAUAGCUUUGACCCUUUUCGCACAUAAUGAACAAUGUAGAUGUUUGAUAGUAAAGGUGUUAGCUAUUAGUACUCAAAGUGUAGCGAAAGCAUUAUAUUCUAUAAUAAUUAAAGUGGUAUAUAUAGUUUGAAACUAUAAAGUGGAUUGUAUAGUUUGGUUUUAUAUUGCUAUAUUUUCUGACUUUUGGCUCAUUGUGCACAGGUCCUGACAUGAGUACAACAGUAGGUGAGUAUUUGCCUUUUUUGAGGUUCUCAAUCCAUAACGUUGUAAAUGUCUUUGUUUCUCACUAACACGCAUGUCUCGUCACCAUGUAUGCUAUUCUUUGCACUCUCCUCAUCCAAAUGUUAUCCAUGACCACGACCUACAGGAUCAUGGGGCUGUGGUUGACACCUGCCAAAUAGCCUAAACAUCCUCUGUUCACAGUUACUACAUACUCUUUUAAAAAGGUUAGAUGAUCUACAGCCAUUUCUGCCUUCAAAAUAAGAUCCCUAACGUGCCCAGUUAAUGUGUUCAUAGGUGGAAAUGGAAUCCUAACUUAGAAUUUUGAAUCAGUGCCCAUCAAUUUUAAUUUCCUCUGCUUUCUGAUUUUCUGCUUGACCUUUUCCCUUCCACCUACAAUCCUGCUUCAUGUUACUAUUUUGGUUUGCAUGUCCACCUUCUUCCUUUCUAUGAUCACCUUUCUUUUUAUCUUCUCAGACCCCCGUCCAAGAAGGUAUAAGUGUGGACUUCACCAGCCCUGCCCCGAAAAGCACUUCGCAUUUCGAAUUACUAGUGGAGCUGCAAAUGUCAUCGGACCCAAGAUUUGCCUGGAAGAUCAAAUGUGAGUCUUGGGUUUUGUUGGACUGGAUGUGUUUGUUCUUAGUGGGCCUGUGGAGUAUCUGCUCGACUAGUCUAAAGAUUUGGACUAGGGGUUGGAUUAGUGUAAUAUGAGGAUGAUUGUUUGCAUUGAGUUGUCUCUCAUUUUGUUUUUUGUAUCGGUUGAAUAUUCUCGGACAUCGAAUUGAUUGGCAAUGGCUGCGCAAGCGCUUUCCUGUAGGGAUUUCGGCAACGCUGCGUGAGGACGUCCAGGGUCGUUUAAAACACUUUUUGUGUUCUAAGAACACGGAAGUCCCUCUAGUGGCCGUCUGAUAGACCGCCACUAGAGGAGGGUUUAGCCCUGCAAGGUAAUUAUUGCAGUUUAUAAAAACUGCAAUAAUUACACUUGCAGGGUUAAGGGUGGUGGGAGUUGGCACCCAGACCACUUCAAUGGGCAGAAGUGGUCUGGGUGCCUGAAGUGUCCCUUUUAAUGGCUGUCAGCACCAUCCAAUAAAAAUUUUUUAAAGGGUAAGUCUGAAUUGGAAAUGAAUGUUGUGCCAAAUCCUCUUUUAUUCCGAAUUUUUAAAUCUAGGAUCCAACCACAAAAACUAUGACGAUUUAAUUUAAUCCUAGAUAAUGGACUUGAUGAAAUAUUUUUAUAGAUUGAAAGGGGAAAAAGAAACUGUUUGACAUAAUGUUGACGAGGCUACAGGUGCAUGUUGGUUCUCAUGCAUAAGCUGUCAGCAGGGUACCGAAAUGCAAUUAUUUGAGCCUUUUGAAUUUUGAUGAUUUAGGAUAAUUUUAUCCAUUUCAAACGGAAUCCAUCAUCAACAUGUUAUAUAAACCAAACUGGCGUUCCAAAAAAGCAGCAUGGAAAAGCUAUGUUCAAAAUGAGUUUAUUUAGUUUAUUUUAGGGUUUAAGUCCCUAAAUAUCACAUUGUAGUGCAUUGAAAACUGAGAUGUAAAAAUUGGCUGAGAUGAAAUAAUUCUCCAAGUCAUCUACAUCACAGCUUGUGUAUAUAUCCCCUUGUUUUUUUUUUUUGUUUUUUUUUUAACAAAUCUAAAAUCAAUAUAAGUUUAUUAAUUAAGAUUAGAUUAUGUAAUUGCUUUUACAGCCAAAUCUGCAUUUUUUUUACAUGGCUAUAUGUGUGUUAGAACACAGUCGAUGCAUUGCUCUUGCAGACUUGCUGGUAAAUGUGUGUAUACAUAAGAGAAACAGCUUGAUGCCUUGAACCUAUGCAAAUGAUUUCUAUUUCAUAGUUUGCAUAUACAUUUUCAAGGUGCUGGUCAUGCGCUGUAUUUAAUAAACCACAAACCAUCUACACAGGAAAUUCUGUUUGCAAACGUUUUUGUGUGUGUAUGUAUGUAUGUGUGUGUGUGUGUGUGUAUAUAUGUAUAUAUCUAUUUAUACACAACUUGUUUGUUUUUUUUUUCACCUUUUUCUGCAAAAAAUCUUUCUUUUAAUCUUUUUUUUUUUUUUUUGAUAAUUUUUGCUCAUAAUUGCCUCCUGCUAAUAGUUUUAAAUGUAUUUUUUUAUUAAUUUAACAGGUUGAUGAGCAGCAUCCGUAAUAACGUGGGUCGUGGUCUAAACGUGGCUCUUGUAAAUGGUUUGUUACAAAAAAACAUUGUACACCUUGCUGAUUAUGGUCAAGCAAAGCAUAGUUGAAAUAAACAGAAUAUUUGUUUUAUAAAACAGUGGCAGGCCAGCCAAUGGCCUUUGAGGACUGAGUGGUAUUGAUACUAGACAUUGAUAUGUGUCCGCAUUUGAACAUGGUUUCUUAACCCCUUGAACGUGUAAUGUUGCAUUCCCCUGUCACAGCCUGGGUCUCAAACACUCUUUUUGUUUUGUUUUUUUUAUUUAAUUUUACAGUAUAGUCACCAAUCAUCCCUGUUGGCUUUGAAAAGUAGGAUGUUGCAUACUGGCAGCAUUUAAUAUAAUUUUUAAUAUAAAAAAAUCAGAAUUAUAGAAUUUUUUUUUUGAGCUGUAUUCAAUAAAGUUUUCUCACUGCUUAGAGAUGUAGAAUUAGGAGUAUGGGUUCUCAAAUAGAGGGUUUGGUAGUGUUGUGUUGUGUGUGUGUGUUUUUUUUGUUUUUGUUUUUUGUGUGCAUUGUUUAUUUCCCUCUGGCCUCCUUGGUUUGCUGAACUGAAAAUUUGUGUGUAUACAAGCAUGCAUGUAGACACUUUCUAUGCAGUCGGACUUGAUUAUUGACUUCAUAUGGGUCAUCUUCUGUUAGGCAGACUAGAAUGCUGUGCUAUAGAAAGAGGGCUUAGACCGAUAAUACGUGAGGUUAAGGGAACUAUAGUACCCGAAAUUUAUGCAGCCAUAGUAAUAAUAAUAGACAUGACUCUCCAAAUUCAUAUUGAUAUUGACCACUAAAAAUGACUAUUUGACAUUAAUGUGACUUGCUGCUGAUAUAUGCCAAUACUAAGUGUUGGUAUUCGUAAACGCACCUGACAAAAGAGAUGUAUUUAUUUUGUUUUGGUUUUGUUUUUUUAAGGAGUAAAUGGAGAACUUAUAGAGGCCAAAUCCUUUGACAUGUGGGAUGGAGGUGAGUUACAGAAACCAUAGAAGGAGCACUGCAAGGUUCAUUUGACCCUAUCCCCAUUUUUCUGAAUUUUUACUUUUGCAGUGUAUGGUUAUAACAGACAAGCUUGAGGUACCCCAACGGCAAUUCUCAGGCAUAGUAUCAUGUGUUACAUUUGGGGUAUUAGAGAGGCGUGCACAAUUUUAUAGUAGAAACAAGAUUAUAAGAACAUGCCAUGUACAUAUAUCUAAACUCGAUUUGCAUAGAGUAAGCGUGCUAGACAUAGAAAUAUAGUAAACAAGAGUGAUGACAUUUAAAUAAUCACUAUGGGUUAAGAUGAUAUGGUAGUUGUAUGCGACAUGCUAAGUAACGUAGACACCUAAGGUUGACCUUUCGGUCAUGUGGAAAGUUACUGGACUGUGCAUCAAUAUAAGGUGACCGCACCUGGCUAUGCUUGGUAGCUAACUAUUAGAUAGCAAACCUAUGAUAAUGUAUAGCCACAGCAAACAUAGAGAGCGGUUAUAGUAGCCGCAAGGGCUAUAUGGAAUCAUUUGGCCUCAACGUCAUGCAGGUAAGUCCCAGGGUGAGUGUGGCGGAACAGCUCUUUUAGACAAGCAGACAGUCAGCCUAUGCCCAAGGGAAGCAUCGGGCUGGCAAGAGCAGUGUCUGGGGGAUUACAGUUGCCAACGGAAAGUCCUGUAGGAAGUCCAUGCAGCCUGGUAGGUUCAAGUGAAGGUCGGCGUAUUCACGCCAUGACACUGCGCUCUUCCAGCCCCAGGCCCGCAUCUGGUUUCCACGAGGGCUGGUCUUCUCGGCGACCAUUUCCUUCCUCCGUACAGGGCAUGCGGAUGGUCUGUGGGUGGCUGCCGCCGGCGGCGUGUAAUCCUCCACUCAUGUGGGUGAUGCUGCGCCUCGCGUGACUCUCGGCCUAGGAAGGCGAGCGGCAGUGUUGGGAGGCGUGUGAGUGGUGGCGACCUCUUGUGAGAGCGUGGUAGUCCCUCUCAGCUCACCCUCCUUGUCUACCUCCCAAUGUCGUGGUCUGCCAGCUCGGUGACGCGCCUGAAUCUUCGCCCAGAAGCACUGGAAGAUGACAUCGAGUUGCAGCAGGAUACUUGCUGUGGGACCAGGGAGAGGCCCUUGAGGUGAGUUUAGGUCUUGGCCGGCCGGUAAGAAGGGAGUGCAGGUUGAUGAGUGUCCACACAGCCCAGUGAAGACCGGGAUGGCGGAGGGGAGGGGGUAGGAGAGCAGCCCCAACAGCUUGCCGGGUGGGAGUCCAGGAUGAUUGUCCGCAUCUCCCCUGUUCCCUCCAGUGCAGGCCGCAGCAGGGUAGCUCGGGUCUCCGACAUCAUGCCGCCUUGAGUAAGGUGUCGAUGCAUACAGGAGUGUACCCCCGACUAGUGAGGCCACUAAUGUGGGGUAUUGCUGCUCAACAGUUGGGGUAAAUGGCCCAAAUUUAGCCAAGGAUUCUCGAGCCCAGGCACCACUCGUCUGCUUUGCUCCAUGGCUAGGGUCCGCCCAUGACACAUCCCCAUUUUAUUCUAUUUUGGAGAUCUUCUAUGGACAAAAUAUGUGCAAUCUUGACUACCAUGUGAAAGGGCAUGCCACUGUCAAAUUACACAAAAAUUUAUUGGUUAGUAGAUACGCCCCCAAUGAAAACAUGUAUGCAUUUAACUAUGCAUUUUCUUCCUCCCUCCAGAUUAGAGGCAGCGCACAACAACUGGGAUCUCCUCUAAUCUGGAUCAGAAAGGCAGGCAAGUGACCUAAAAAAAAUUAAUCCAAACAGUCCUAGAACUCCUCCCCGACUCCUCCUCCCAUAGGUACAGGAACCCCGUCAAGCAGUGCAACCCCAGUUCUCUGCCUGCCUUCGGUGAGUCGGUACAUCUGAGGAGGGCUCUGUCUAUUUUUCAGGGAAGAAGCGGGACUUCUUCCUUAGAGGUGAAAAGCAAGUCGGCGCCUGCAUUUCACCACUUUUUAUGUCGCCAACUUCCAGUGCCGGAAAUGGCGAGGGUGUGCGUCGCACACAUGCUGGGAGGUCCUAGGAUGGAACGCAUCGCACAGGUUGUGUUGCGUUCCAUCAGGUUAUCAUGGAGCGCUCUGCAAGUACGCGAAACGAUCACCUAGAAUCAGGCGCAAAAUUUAAAGUGAAGAUUUUUUUUUCCUCUCUCUUUUUCCUAUUCGCGAACUAGGACCUGGGAUGGGAACACUAUAAAUCCCAGCAGCAACUUCCUGCUUGCCAGGUACCUGCAGUAUCUGUGGCAGUGUGCUCUCACCUGCCCUCCGGCACACACAGAGGCCAUUAAGGUAAGACUUUUUAGUUGAUCCCUUAAUGUUCUCUUCCUUGAUUCAUACAUUUUUAUUUAAAAAAAAAAAAUUCUCUCUCUUCCUCUAGUAUGUCUAACCUUGAGCAGAUGGAUAAGCAUGGAGAAAAAGGAAAAUGCAUUACUAAGACAAAGUAUUUGAUGUGUUCCUCCAGUUCACAACCUUUACCAGACAUGUAUAAAAAGAAAAUCUGUGGUAUUUGUACUAAAGAAGUUUCGGACAAAGACAAAAAGUGGAAGUCUCUUCAUUUAUGACUUGGUUUCAGAGCAGCUUACAACAGACCUUUUGUGGACUGCCAUUCUGCUAUCCGCUCAGUCUUCAGUUCAACCAAGUUCCUCUCCCUCUAAAAGGAAGAGGGCACGUUUGGAGAUUUCAGAUAUGAGCUCUGAAUUCUCUUCUAAUACCUGUUCUUCUGAAGAAUCUAGUGAUUCCUCUGACGAGGAUAGAUGCUUUUAGGAGCAGCAUCUGCCUAAACUCAUUAAAGAAGAUUACUGCCUUAUGGAUUUGGAAGAAUUGUCUUCUGGAGAACAGGAUAAGCGAAAACUUAAAUCCUUUCCCAUCCAUCCUUCCAUACACCAGCUUAUGUUAAGGGAAUUGAAAUUUCCUGCAAGAAAGGCGUUCAUCUCUAAGCACAGCUAGAGGUUUUACCUAAGGUGGAUGUUCCUAUUGCCUAGCUGGGGAAAAAAACACUCUUCCUAUUGGAGAUUCGAGUGGUCUCCAGGAUGCAAUGGAUAGAAGAGCAGAGUCUUCUUUAAUAAAGCUUUUUGUCACUUAAGCUGCCCAAUGCAAGGCUCUCAUUUCAGGUACAUCAGUAGCUAAAGCCCAAAGAUGCUGGAGAAAGGUUAUCUAGGGAAUGUUAAGAAGGAUCCCAUUAAACGUUUGAGAAACAUCAGGAUGGCUGAUGAUUUAAAAAAAAAAAAAAUUUUUUUUUUUUUUCGACUCUUCUUCUGAAACACUUAAGCUUUUGGCCAAAGCGAUGGCACUUACUAAUGUAACCAGACAUGCAGUAUGGUUAAGAAGUUGGUCCACUGACUCUGCUUCUAAGAAUGCAUUGUCUGGCCUUCCCUUUGACCAGGGUAGGUUAUUUGGCUCACUUCUAGAUGACCUACUUAAGAGUAUAGCGGAAGGUAAAAAGGCAUUGUCUGAAGAAAAGAGAAAAUUUUCAGAAAACACUGCUUUUUCCUACAAAAACAAGCAGUCCUAUCGAAAUUCCUUUCAUAGGUUCUCAUUCAUGAGAAAUCAAAGAAGACCUUUCUCUGGUCAAGAAAAAUGAAUUUUUCUGAAAAGAAAGAAUGUAGAUUUUGACGCCAUGCCAGUAGGUGGCAGACUUCUACAUUUCUUUUCAACUUGGCAAAUGACUACUGUGGACACCUGGGUCCUGUUAGUAAUCCAAUUUGGAUACAAGAUAGCAUUUCACAGCUUUCCUUUGUUCCUCAGUUCAGUCCGAAGAAUUUGCUGCAGUGCUUCUUCAAGAAGUUUUGGCUUUGUGCCUGAAAAUCGAGUAGAAAUUCUUCAAAAAGAAGAAGAAUUCAGAGGUUCUUAUUCUCGAAUCUUUUUGAUAAAAAAAAAAAUGUGGCUCAAUCCGUCCAAUUCUAGAUUUAAAAGAUAGUCAACAAAUGUGUGGUUCAGCUAAAGUUUUGCAUGGAAAACAUAAUUUCUGCUUCCCACAUGAUUCAACCAGGCAUAUGGCUAUGUUCCAUCGAUUUACAAGACACUUAUCUGCACAUGCCCAUAUAAAAAAGCAGACAUUUUUAAGGAUUUGCCAUAAAAGAUCAGGUCCAUCUGGGGCAUUUCCAGUUCAGGCCUCUGCCCUUUGGCCUUUCUUCAGCUCCAAGACUCUCUACCAAAAUGUUAGUGGUCAUCACAGCAGAAUUCAAAAAAAGAGGUCUCAACAUAGUCCCAUAUCUGGACAACUGGCUCCUUAUUGCUUCUUCAAAAAUACAACUUCUAAAGGGCUUCUAUCACUCUGCAAGAUCAUGGUUGGAUCAUAAACAAAGAGAAAUUAGAACUGAUUCCCUCCCGUAUCAUCCAGUUUUUGGGUCUCAUUCUAGACUCCAUUCAGAUAAAGAUCUCCUUACCAGGGGUCAAGAUCACCAAACUCAGGGUAACUAUAAUUACCUUACAAGAAAAUAAAUGUUGCACAGUGAGAGAAGCAAUGAGACUUCUGGGCCUCUUCACAGCUGCAAUCCCAGCUGUAAACUGGGCCAAAUCACAUAUAAGGCCAUUGCAAAGGAACAUCCUGUCUUCCUGGAACCGAAAGAUUGCUGCCUUAGACCAGUCCAUGCUCCUAAGUUCCUCGGCUCUCCAGAGUUUCCAUUGGUGGAUGACAUCUCAUUUCAUUUCAGAAGGUCACUCUUUCCAAGUAAAAGAUUUUUGUUCGUAACCGUAGACCCUUCAGGUAUAGGAUGGGGUGCUCAUUUGGUUCAAAAAGUUGCAAAAGGAGUUUGGAAUCUUCAAGAUUCAAGGAAAUCUUCAAAUUUGAAAGAGCUAGAAGCCACUUGGAUGGCUCUCCUCUCUUUCCAAAAUCUUCUGAAAGGGCAUCACACACAGAUAAGGUCAGACAACUCAACAGCAGUAGCCUAUGUGAACAGGCAAGGACGAACACGUUCAAUUCCUCAGGAACACCUAUGCACCGACAUCAUGAAUUGGUCGGAACUCCACCUUUUCUCGAUUUCUGCGGUUCACAUAAAGGGAGUAAAGACUGUUCUGGCAGACUCACUCAGCAGAAACCAUCUGAAACAGGGAGAUUGGUCUCUCUCUCCUCUAAUUUUUCAGGAAGUGGUAAAAAAGAUUUGGAAAUCCUGUAAUAGAUCUAAUGGCCUCAAGAAUGAACAAAAAGACGGAAAGUUUUGCAUCCAUCAGUUCAACAGACUCUCCCGACUUCCUGGAUGCUUUGUCUAUUUAGUGGAAUUUUCCACUGGCAUACAUCUCCCCUCCGGUUAUCCUCAUCCUUCGUAUUCUUCAAAAGGGAUCAUCAGGGACAGAGCAAGGAUUAUUGCAAUUCUCCCCUUCUGGCCUCGAAGAAGUUGGUUUUCCAUCCUGUUGAACCUCUCCAAAAAUGUUUUGUGGAAACUGCCUAUGUCAGAAGACAUUCUGGAACACAAUCUGGUCCCUCUGAAAACCCUUCAGACAUUCUAACUAACCGCCUGGUAUCUGAACAUCAGAUCCUGAGUUCAAGAGGACAGAGUCCUGAAGUAAUCUAUAUCCUAUUGGCUGCUAAGAAGUAUUCCACUCCAGUGGUUUACACCAGAAUAUGGAAAGAAAUUCUGCUCCUGGUGUCUUGAUAGGAGUGUUGAUUCUCUUUCUGCCCCAGUUGCUCAGAUUUUGAAGUUCCUUCAACUAGGGUUUGCUAAAGGCCUCUGUCCGGCUACUCUUAAAGUCUAAAUAUCUGCAUUUAGUUGUUUUUUUUUAGUAUUGCAGACUUGGCUUCAGAUGCUCUAAUCUCCAGGUUCUCUUGAACUGGUUCCUCCUUGGGAUUUAAACAUGAUCUUGUCUGCUUUGUGUGAACUUCCUUUUGAACCCUUGGAUUCCGUCACUCUGAAGAUUCUAACUUUAAAAUAUCUGUUCUUGGUUGCCAUAACAUCUGCAAAAUGUCUAAGGGAACUUCAAGCCUUGGCCUCUUCUCCACUUUUCCUGGUUUUUCAUCUAUGAAUCAAGAAAUUGUUUUCUCCAUGUUUUGUCCGAACCCACUUAAUCCGACGUAAAUUCCAUUACCUGGAUGUUAAACGCUGCUUACAGGUCUACUUGGAGAAAUUUAAUCCAUUUUGUAAAUCUGACAGGUUGUUCAUCCUGUUACAGGGGAAAAACAGGGGUCUUAUGGCCUCAAAAGCUCAGUUGGCAAGAUGGAUUAAAGACUCUAUUGUUCUAGCAUACAUUUCGUCCAAGUUAUCUCCUCCUGUGAAAUUGCGAGCUCAUUCUACGAGAGCUGUAGCUUCUUCAUGGGCUUUAAGAGCUUCGGCAUCACAGAUUUGCAAUGCAGCAACUUGGUCGUCUCUUCAUACCUUCUCCAGACAUUAUCGAUUAGACGUACAGGCCUCUGAGGAUUCUGUUUUUGGGCGUAAGGUUUUACAAGCUGCGGUGAAGUGAUAUUUUACCCUCCCUUAAGGGAUUGAUGGGUUAUCCCAGUUGUAGAGCACUGCCUCUAAACUAUCAGGAAAAGUUCAAAUUUUACUUACCGUAAAUGUAUUUUUACUUAAGAUUAGAAGCAGUGCACAUAUUUCCCACCCUAUUUAUUCAAUAUUUUUUUUUUUUUUGCAGUUAUAUGGCUUGUUUGUAUUUUCUGUGGUUGCUCUGCUUAACAGGGUUCUUGUACCUAUGGGAGGAGGAGUCAGGGAGGAGUUCUACGACUGUUUGGGGAAAAAAAGUUUUUUUGUUUUUUUUUUGUUUUUUUUUGUUUUUUUUAAGGUCACCUGUCUGCCUUUCUGAUCCAGAUUAGAGGAAAUCCCAGUUGUUGUGCACUGCCUCUAAUCUUAAGGAAAAGCUAAUUUACGGUAAGAAAAAUGUGAACUUUCCAUUGGAUGUAUAUCUGAAGACAGCUGGAAGAAGCUUUAGAACUAUUGUCUUCUGCCUUCUGCCUUUGCAAGCACUCCCCUUCUAACCCCGCCCAGACUUUCCGUGUCUGUCCAAUCACAGACUUCCCAGUGCAGCUUAUUUAGUAGUCUUUGCGAAGCAGGUGCUUUAUGCAGUUUCCUGCCUCUGAGUUUAGCUCCACUGAGCUAACAAAACCAGGAAGUAACAGGACUGUUGUCUGACAGCCAAGGUGGUGUAACAAGGUUAAAAAACGUCCGCUUUAUAUUGAAAUCUGCAAGCAAAGGUGCUUUUAGGGGUCUUGAAGUAUCCCUUUGAAAAGCAUCUAGAGCUCUUGAGUCAGUGGCCCUAAGGUCUACAUAAGAAGGUUUCCUAUGCUUGACAAUACUGUGCUGUGAUCGGGUUACAUCUCAGACAUAAUCUGAUCACUCUGAAUUAGAUUUUGCAUGCUUCACAGAGUGGCUCCUGGAGAAGGUCUAAGUGGAUACAUGGUUCCAUGCUUCCGCAACAGAUCUGAUCUGCAAUAUCGCACUCCCUAUCUUCCUUGCUAGUGUGGUAUCCCAGCCCUAAUAGCUUGUCAUAUCCUGUAGGUAAUCUUGGUAAUUGAAUUGGAUGAAUAUGGCAAGUAACUGCUGUUUCCUUCUCCAGAUGUAUCUAACCUCCUGAGUUUCCUGCGACCAAUACACGAAGGGACUUUGGUGCUAAUAGCCUCUUAUGAUGAUCCAGCCACAAAGUAAGUGGAAUUCCAAAUGGUCUCGCGUUCGCUAGGGAGUUAUAAGAUCAGAGUGAUUAUCUUUCCAUUUUGACAUUGAUAUACUGACAAAGUGCCAAUUAUGGCAUCACUAAAAUGCCAGAUAGGAAGAAUGUAAGCAAUUAACAGCAUCUACAACAAUUGAAGGUAUCAUUUAUCUAUAUGAUAAAUUAUAUAUUCUUUGCUUUUGGAGCUGGUAACCAUUUUAGGUGAAUCUGUCAUAGCUGAUGCUCUAAGCGAAUAAGCAUAUUCCUGCAUGGUCCUGGUUUGUUCUGUAGAGCAAUUCAGAUCAUUUUGCUAGUGCAAGCCCAUGGUACCAUACCAUAGUGGUUAUGGUACUUAAAGUGUUCCUUUAAAGCAAAACUUAGAAAGGGUGUUUGGAAUACAAAAUUGUAUGCUUACACUAUAGUGCCCCCCUCACAGUGCAGAAAUGGUUAAAAACACUUCUGUCACUUACCUGAAUCCAGCCGGAAUAUGACGUCAUAUUCCGGCUCCGGCAUCAGUACGCGGCGCGUGAGUGUGUGUGUCUGCUAGUGAGUGUCAGUGAGUGUGUUACUGUGUGUGUCUGUUACUGAGUGUGUUAGUUUGUGUGUGUCUGUUAGUGAGUGUGUUUGUCAGUGAAAGUGUAUGUUUUGUAAGUGAGUGUGUAUGUGUGUAUGUAUGUCGCUGAGUGUGUCUCUGUUAGUAAAUGUGUGUGUCUGUUAGCUAGUGUGUAUGCAUCUGUUCGUGAGCGUGUGUGUGUGUCUUCAGCACUCACCUUUCUCCAGCGCCGGACUCCUUUGGCGCUGGGGAUCCCUCCGCCUCUCAGCUCCGCAUGUGCAUUCAAACCGCCCAUAGGAAAGCAUUACUCAAUGCUUUCCUAUGGACGUUCUGUGUCUUCUCACAGUGAGAGGGUUAAAACUAGAGGGACCUGGCACCCAGACCAUUUCAUUGAGCUGAUGUGAUCUGGGUGUCUGUAGUGGUCCUUUAAGUGUGUGUGCAUCUACAUGCACUGGCGUACAUACCGCGGCCGCAGGGGUCGCAUCCCUGCGACCAGGUGCCCGCCACCAUGUGUUCCGGCCCGCGCAGAGUAAGCGUGGGGGGGGGGAGGCACGGAUCAACCUUUGCACCGGGGCCCCAUGGGUCAUGUGUACGCCACUGCCUUCCCGCUUCAGUUUUUCAAAUAAAAUUGCACAGUAAAAAUCAGUCUGUUUUCAUUUCGGGGCCAUUUUAGCAAAUUAUACAUUUACAUUUCUCCACAAAUGCAUACCAUAUUGACUCCAUGGGGAGUCUGAUAUUAUACAUUUUAGCUUUAAUGGGGUGCUAUUUGUUUACCAUUUUAUUUCAAGAUUUGUGGUAAUAAUUUGUAUAUUUUUUAAUUUUAUUUUUUUUAAUCAUGUAUUUUUGCUGCAUCCGUUUUUAAUUUAAUUUAUUUUGUCAAUCCACAAGUGAGACAUGCAUAACAUAAAGCAGUCAGUAGUACAGUACAAUGCCAGUGUAGCAUAACAUACAUAACUGUCUUAGUAACAACAGGAUUGCGGGAUUUUUUUUUUAAUUUUUUUUUAUAACCUGGAAGAAACAAUAGCAAUUUUUCAUAGUAAAACUAAGCCCGCUACACCUAAUGCGUUAGCUAGUAGCAUGGUCAGUUGCUGUUUAAGGGUAGAGAGGGCUGCAUGCCUCUUGACGCCCUCUACAGGACAGGUGUAAAAAACAAGAGGCAGAUACCCACUAUGUUAAUGUCAGACAAGCUGCUUGAAGCGAAAGGUAGUGGGCUUGGAGGAUGAGAGAGAGGGGUACCUACACCUCUAUACCAACAGGAGGAGAAUGGACUGGACGGGUCUCAUAGGACUAUAAUCCUUUGUCAAAAUAUGCAGUGGGAAAUAAUAAAAAGACAAAACGGGUGGAACGCAUGUUAUAACAAAAAGAAACUAAUGAAUAGCUAAGUGCUAAUACAAGCUGGCCUAUAACAUUCAGGCAAGUCCUGUGGUUGCGGAGUUUCUCCGUUGGAUAGCUGGAACAAACGGACAAACUGCCGCCAGGUCCCAUGUAGUCUUCUGCGUUGGGAGUGCCAGUGCCUGUUGGCCCGUCUCUGUUGGUGAGAGCCCGAGUUGUUAGAGAAUGCUGGCCACUUCAGAGGCCUCGGCCACUUUUGAGAGUCCCAGCUUCUUGGUGCUCCCCUUUAGUAAGGCAUUUUAUGUGUUUUUUUUUAACACCAAGGUCAAGGGUUGCAAGGACCAUCGCCAGUCCAUCGUGGCUCGGGAGAUCAGGGUAGAACAACAGUGAAUAUUCCUCACAUCGGUACGGAGAGGUCUUGCAGACCGCAGACAUGAAGGCUUGUUUGUCCGGUCGGUGCUGGAAACGGAUGAUCACAUCCCUGCCCGUUUAAGAGGAGGCAGUCUGAGGUUGAGGUAGUCCGUAGCAACCAUCUAGGGUCAUAGCUUUUAGCUUGUUUGGGAGAAAAUAUGCAGGAGAGCAGUCUCUGAAUGAAGUGGGGAAUUGCCGCCAAAGCUACACUCUCAGCCAGACCUUUUAUCUUCAUGUUUUUCCAACGUCUGCGGUCCUCCAUGGCUGCUACUUGUCGCUGGGUUUGGGCCAGGUCAUGUUUGAGCGUGGUCACUUCAUGCUCUAGAUCAGUAAUUCGGACCUCUUGUUCAGCAGUGUUAAUUUCAGCGUCAUGCAGGAACCACAGAUGCCCCAUUAAUUUCUUCUUUAAAUAAGUUGAUAUCUCCCGCAAUGUUACAGCGGAGAUCCUCCAGUAAGGCCUUCAGUUUCUCUUUAGUCACUGGAGGACUACCCUGCCCUGGAAGCCUGUCCAUUCUCCAUGUGUCCGCCAAUAUCUCUGGACUCCGCAAGUCUGAUAUUGACUCUUCGCUGGACGUCCAGGAAGGCGCAUCCGAGAGGGGCGCCAUGACAAGCCUCAUGGGAUUCUGCGACCUCCACAACAGAUUGCCGAUAUCAGCAGUGGACAGGGGUAUAUCCGCCCGGUACUUCUUACUUUUGCGCCCCAUAGCUGCAAGAAGGCAAGAUGCUUACUUUGGAGGCUGGUGCGGUAGGUAUUACUGUGGUUUUUUUUUUGGUUUUGUUUUUUGUUUUUUAACACUCAUGGAGCUCUGCAAAAUCGUGUCCAGUCUGUGCAGAUGUUGGCUACGCCACCGCUGCAUACCUUUUUACAUCUCGUGUGCUACUGUAGUAAAAUUCCGUAAACGGUACUUGGCUACACCUCCUGAAUACUACAAUACUCCCUACAUAUCGUUGGGUAAUUUUAUGCAAAGUUACAGUGCCAAUUGCAGAUUUUUUUUAUCAAAUUAGAAAAGUGAAGAUUCCUUUUUGUAGCCAACUCUAAUGCUAACCCAUAUUGUGACACUAACCCUUGUAACCCUAAACUGUACCCCUGUACCCCUAAACAUGAAUGUUAACUAAUCCUUAUCACUAAUAAACCCUAAACACCAACGCUAUCCAUGACCAUAAAGUUAGUGUUGUUGAGAUUCACUUUAUGAGCACAGUGCACUCACAACAUGAGAGAGAGAUUAUUUCCUUCUCCGCACCUAAAUCCUUUCAUGACUAUCACAAUAUGAUUUUAAAGGGACACUGUAGGCACCCAGACCACUUCAGUUCAUUGAAGUGAUCUGGGUGCAAACUCCCAUCACCCAGAGGAUAUAAUUAUUGCAGUUUUUAUAAACUGCAAUAAUUAUCUGCUAGGGUUAGCUCCACCUCAGGUACUGAAUGAUACAGAAACAAUCCCUGCUAGUAAAAAUCUGCAUGAUGGAAUUAUUUCAUCCUGGGUCCUUAAAGGUAGGACAACCGUGGAAUAAUUCCAUCUUACAUCCUUGGUAGCUUAAAAUAGACUUUCACUCCACAGGAUUUUAAAAUUAUUUUUUUACUGAUCCCCUAUGUUUAACAAAUAUGUUGUUUUUUUUUUUCUUAAAAAAAAAUAAAAAUUUUAUGUCGAAAUCCACAUCAGUGUAUUUAUCUUUGUCAUGGAACGGAGUGUCUCCAUAUUAGCUCCCCGUCCAUCCGUGUUCUAAAUUCUAAAGUGUUUUAUGCAAUGAUAUCAAUUCCACAGGUGACAUUUUCAAACGUGUUGAGAAACCUUGCCUUUUGUUUAUUAACUUCUUCCUUUGACAGCCUCAACUAAAACAUGGAUAUAGUGUGAUUUAAAUUUUGUUCUUGGCUUUUGCAUUUGUUUGUCUAAGGAUGAACGAAGAUGCCAGGAAAAUGUUAGCAGAGCUCGGUAGCGCUUCAAUUAAAGAUGUGGGAUUCAGAGACAGUUGGGUCUUCGUGGGAGCAAAAGGCAUACAGGAUAAAAGUCCAUUUGAACAGGUAGGAAGUUCUAUCCUCUGUUUCCUUUUUCAGUUUAGAUCAGGAAACGAGUAGCAAGAUCAGAUACUCCAUCUAUAAAUAACUGCGUCAAUCAAAAUAAUUCAAUUGACCUAUUGCCAAAGUGAAAGAUUUGCAUAAAUUGAAUAUUCAAAAUUGUACUGACACUUCCUGUCGGCACCACUCUUGUGUAAUAUGAUUCUUGGUUGAAGCCAACAGUGAUAUUUCAAAAUGGUGGGUUAUGAGGAAAAAGGAUGGCCAAGCAACCGGAAGCUACUUUACAAUGUAACGGAGUCUACACACAGACACUGCUCACUUACCGACCGGGUUCCGUUCUUACGACCCAAUCGUAAAACGAAUUGGUCGGUAAGUGAAGAUGCGCUAUCAAGCAUAGACCAAUUCACUAGUGCAGGGAAAACUUCCCCGAAUAUAGACCAGCUCUCUAAAGUGAGGAAUCCCUUGAAUCUCCACGUUAGAAAGCUGGUCGUAAGUGCGAGCCGUCGUAAAGUGAGGACCACCUGUAAAGCAUAGCCAUAAGCUAAAAUAGUCCGUCCUUUACCUUUUAAAGGUACACUCCAAGCACCCAGACCACUUCUGCCCAUUGGAGUGGUCUGGGUGCCAACUCCCACUACCCUUAACCCUGCAAGUGUAAUUGUUGCAGUUUUUUAUAAACUGCAAUAAUUACCUUGCAGGGUUAACUCCACCUCUAGUGUCUGUCUACUAGACAGCCACUAGAGGGCACUUCCUGGUCCAUAGCACAGAAAACCUGUGCUAGAGCAUCGCUGGACGUCCUCACGUUGUGUGAGGACCUCCAGCGUUGCUCAAUUUCCAAUAAGAAUGCGCAUUAGGUCUCCGUGGCUGGCGGGCGGAAUCAGUCUUGCCCACCGGCCGACGUAAUGAAGAGGAGGAGGAGCGGCGGCGACUCGAAACCACCGCAGAGGGACAUCGACGGGGGUCUCAGGUAAGUGACUGAAGGGGUUUUCACCCCUUCAGCAACCUGGGAUUGGGAGGUGGGAGGGAGAGGGGACCUGCAGUGCCAGGAAAACGGAUUGUUUUCCUGGCACUGGAGAGUCUCUUUAAAGAUUACUCUAAAGUGGGACACAUUUUGACAAGAGAGAAAUCAAUCUUUAAUUUUAAUUUUAUUUUUUUCAGCUAAUCAAGAACAAUAAAAACAGCAAUAAGUAUGAAGGUUGGCCAGAGGCUGUAGAGUUGGAGGGCUGUAUUCCCCAGCGCACUUUGGAUGCCGACUGACAAACGACCGAGGAAGAAAUGCAUCUACAUCAGAGAUCACCCUAGAUAGAUAUAGCCUAUAUUGGACUUGCUGUCGUGGGUGUGUUGGUGUGUGUGGGUCGUUUUCUGCACCUUUUCGACUCUUGACAUGUAUCGUCCGAAUACAGACCUGUGAUCUCUUUCAACAUUCCCGAAGACUAUUGCCUUUUUCUCUCCCGUCUGUUGGACACUUGUGGUCAUAUACCAAUGAGGAUAACAUUUGAGAUAUGUUAUCUUCUAAAUCAAACACUGACUCCUCUUGGCUUCUCGCUGGACUCCUAAGGAUGCGGAAUCCAAAUUUAAAAAAACUUUACUGACAAAUUCACGACUAUAAUAUUUAAGCUGUAACCCACCCACUAACAAGCAAUGGGACAUUGAGUAUUGUUCUCUGUUUGCAGAUCCACAUCGGAGACCAAGCUUAAUCUUUCUUCAACUUCAUAAGGAACAUCAAAAUAUAUAUAUAUAUAUAUUUUUUCAGUGAAUCAUUUUCUUUAUCACAUUCAGAGAGCUCCGACAAACUUAAUUCCCCGUUUUUGUUUUUAACAAAAGGCAUUGCAUAUAGAGAUCAAUUUCUCUCUGUUAGGAAAAAAAAAAUUAUAUUGAGGUUAAAUUCUUAAUUUUGUGGAUUUUCUUCUUUCUUUUUUUUUUUUUCUUUUUUUUUUUUUAUAUAUCUCACCAAAGAACUUGUUAAAAUGGACAGAGAAAAUAUACACAUGCUUAUAUUUAUUGUAGAGUGCAUUAUUACAUUCGUGAUGAGGUCAAGCAGUGUUUGUGUGACUCAUGGGAGCGGAGCAGUGCUUGUGUGCUGCUGCAAAUGAUCUGACCAAAAGAGAAAGGGGUGUGUGCAUUAAUUAUAAGCAAGAAUGGUUCGUGUACGAAAACUGGUUAUUGAAAAAGCUGAAGGUACUUUCCCAAUCAUGAAUUUUUAAGAAGGUUAAAACAAUGUCAAUUGUACUGUCCAAUAAAUAAUUUAAUUGACAACGAAUUAUUUAACUUUUAAUGUCUUUACAAAAUAAAAUUUAUCUUUUGAAAUUUUUCUUCUGGAUU
Messenger RNA from Pelobates cultripes (western spadefoot toad), 22439 nucleotides. Lineage: Eukaryota; Metazoa; Chordata; Amphibia; Anura; Pelobatidae. The record is from the annotation of a GenBank genome assembly.